Messenger RNA from Gigantopelta aegis, 474 nucleotides. Its product is annotated as shematrin-like protein 1. The transcript is spliced from 3 exons. The record is from RefSeq and is a predicted model, not a curated record. The coding region runs from base 70 to 390 and encodes 106 amino acids. Lineage: Eukaryota; Metazoa; Mollusca; Gastropoda; Neomphalida; Peltospiridae.
AACCCAAACACUUGUAAUCCUGAUAUCGUAUUCAAUCGUUGUCAUCGCAGGAGCCUGUUGCAUACAACCAUGAAUACCAUCGUCUCCAUCGCUCUGGUCGCACUUCUGUGCUGCUCCGCCCUUGCUAGUAACUAUGGUUACAAUGGGUACGGCCACGGCAAUGGGUACGGCCACGGCAAUGGCUACAACAGCUAUCCAGCAUACCGAGGAUACGGCUACAACAGUCACCCUAGCUACGGUUACGGCAACGCUGGUUACGGCUACAACGGUCACCCAGGUUACAAUGGUUACGGUUACAACACCUACCCCAAAUACUACAACAGAGGACACCCCAGUUACGGAUACAACAACAAAGGUUACGGAUAUGGUAACCGAGGUUACUAUCACUGAACUGAUGACGUCACAGACGCGGCCAUCUAGAUGGAAGUUUAGUCAAACCACUCAGUGUUUGUAAAUAAAAUAUUUUGUACGGUU